CACUGUCUAUUUUCUUGUAAAUAUUAAAAGAUUAAACUUUUUUUUAAAAAAAAAAGUAGUGAGAAAAACUUAUCAAAUACAAAAAGUGCAUUAAAGAUAUAUCUAAAAAUAUUGUAUAAUAUCAAUUAAAAAUUAAAAGAAUAUAUAAAAAGUUAAGAAUCGCCAAAUAAAAAAUAAAAAUGCUUAAAUAUAAUGAAAACGAAAAGUGAAGAAACUAUGGCGGGGAUGGCUAGUGUGUGUUGUUUACUUGAAAAUCGAAAUUUUUUAUUUUAUGUACUGAAAUAUCAAAACAUUUUAGCAACUUAAUGUUAUAUUUAGAUCGUAUUUAUCUAAAAAAGUUUGAUUCGAAAAUUUGCGGAUCCAAGGAAUUUAUUGACAAAAAAUUUCGUAUCACAAUUCUUUCACCAUACAUACAAUUCUUUCUGGUGUGCACUUCUGCUGCGUGCAGAAGGCAGGAGUGUGUUAUUUUUUUUUUUUUUGCAAGUAUACAAAAGUGGGCAGGACAUUUUAAAAGUAAAUUACUUUAAAAAAUUAAUGUAAUAUUUAAAUUUUGAAACGGAAAGAGUUAAUUUCGUUUAGUGAUUAUUUGAGCAAAGCAUUUUUCACAUCGAGGAUAUAUACCCGAUGUCAAGAAGAAGUAUAAGCGAAAACAUUCAUUGUUUGAGAAUGUAGUAGAAAAUAUAUUGUACGAAAUAUCCACAAAUGAAUAAUUAAAGCUCACACAGCUAUACUAGGUACAUAACAGGUAUAAAAUUAAAGUGCGAAAAAAAAGAAAAUUAGAAAAUUCGUAAUAUUCAAUUAUUAAGGAAUCCUUUUGCAGAUAUUCCAUUAAGAAUUUUAAUUAGUUCCCCAUUUAAUAAAAGGUUUUGACAGGAAAACUGAAGAUAAAAAAACAUCAAAAUAGAAAAUAAAAACAAUUUUUGUGUCAAAAUUUUUGCCAAAGUUUCUUUUUGGUGUCGCACAUAAUAACUAAAUUUGAUGUUAUUGAUUAUAAAACAGAAAUAAAAAAAACUAACGAAAAAACAAUCAAAAAAUAUAAACAUGAGAAAACCGCAUAUACUAAAUUUUUAUAAUUAUAUACGCUAAAUGAAAAUUAAAUGCCUUUAAUAAACAUCAAACUUAAAUAGAUAGCAAAUAAUUUCAAAAAUAAUUAUUGAAGUAGUUUUUGACCAAGAUUUGUCGAAGACUCCUUUCUACAUGAAUUUAAUAGCAAUUUUCAAAACUACAAAUAAAAAUAAAAACCAUAACUUAUGUUUUAUAAAUAAGAAAUGUCACAAAGAGGUAAGAGAGGAAAUCGUUUGGAGAGCGAUUCAUCAAUAAUACAACAACCACCAGUUAAGCGUCGCAAAGGACGACCUACUAACAGCAAUAGCUAUAAUAAUGGCAGUGGUGGUAGUAACGGUAAUGGUAGCAGCAACAAUGGUGGUAGUACCGUGUCAAAUGCCAUUCAAAAUACAUUUUAUGAUGGUGCAAAUGUUGAUACUUACAAUUUUGAUAAAGUUUCAUCACAUAUCGGUGCUACAAACGUUUCUGGACCAACAGGUGCAUGCCCUGUUGUGUCGGCAUCUAAUUUUGUUGUACCAUCAACAUCUAAAGCGCAAGGAUCUGGCGGUGGCACUGGUGGUGGAUCAUCAUCUUCCACACAAUGGCAUGCACGUGCAAUUGGUGAUUUAAAGUCAUCAAGUAUAUAUAAUCGAAGCAGUUCAGAAGCGCCAGCUGAAUUGUUUAGGAAAGAUCUCAUUAGUGCAAUGAAACUACCAGAUUCAGAGCCACUGUCACACGAUGAAUACUGGUUAAUUACCGACCAAUGGAAACAAGAAUGGGAAAAGGGAGUUCAAGUUCCAGUGAAUCCAGAUUCAUUGCCAGAACCAAGUGUAAAGUACAUACCAGAUUAUUCACUGAUUGUACCACAGAACCAUGAUUUUAGACCACCAAAAAAUAAAUAUGUUCGCAUCACAAAAGAUGACAGUUUCUCACCGGAAUUACACUAUUUAUCAAAUGUUCCAGCAAGAGCUGAGUCAGUAUGUUCUUAUGAUCUUGAUCAAACUGAUGAAUGUUGGUUACAAAUAGUUAAUAAAGAACGAAUUCUUUCCGGGGCUGAGCCAAUAUUAGACAGUCAGUUUGAAAGGGUUGUGGAAGAGUUAGAGAUGCGUUGCUGGGAUAAAAUCCAUGCGAUAAUGAAAACUGAAGAGGGUCUUGGAAUCGAAUAUGAUGAAAAUGUUAUAUGUGAUGUUUGUCGAUCUCCCGAUUCUGAGGAGGCGAAUGAAAUGGUUUUCUGUGAUAAUUGCAACAUAUGUGUACAUCAGGCAUGUUAUGGCAUCACAACUAUUCCAUCAGGCCAAUGGCUGUGUAGAACGUGUAAUAUGGGUAAGAAGCCUGAAUGUGUUCUUUGUCCCAACAAAGGUGGUGCCAUGAAAUCAACAAAAUCUGGGAAAAAAUGGGCCCACGUUUCAUGUGCACUAUGGAUACCUGAAGUUAGUAUUGGAUGUGUUGAUCGCAUGGAGCCAAUAACGAAAAUUUCAAGCAUUCCACAAAGCCGAUGGGCUUUAUUAUGUGUAUUAUGUCGAGAAAGAGUCGGAGCUUGUAUACAAUGUUCAGUAAAAACAUGUAAGACAGCUUACCACGUAACGUGUGCUUUUCAACAUGGCUUAGAAAUGCGUGCCAUUAUUGAGGAAGGUAACGCAGAAGAUGGUGUCAAAUUACGAUCUUAUUGUCUGAAACAUAGUGUAGGAAAAGGUAAGAAAGACAAUAAAAAUAAUACGAAUAAUGGUGUAAGUGCUAACGGUUCUGAAACCGAAGACGAUGAUUGUCGGCGGAGCAGAAAGGUUCGUAAAGAUAUGACAACUGAGGAAAGAAAUCAAGUUAGAGCACAAAGAUUACAGGAAGUUGAAGCUGAAUUUGAUAAACAUGUUAAUGUAAAAGAUAUUAGCUGUCACGUUCAUGAUAUUGAUCAAGACGCGAUAACAUAUAUUUAUUACUACUGGAUAUUAAAGCGAAAACAAAAUUAUAAUAGAGCCUUAAUACCAGCUAAAUCAGAGGACGUUGAAAUACUCUCUAAUAAACAAGACGAAGAAGAAGCCGAACAACGUCGCAAAGUCGUUCAUUUGCGGCAAGAUUUGGAACGUGUUAGAAAUCUUUGUUAUAUGGUAAACAGACGAGAAAAAUUAUCACGAUCAUAUUUCAAAACUAGUGAACAAAUUUUCUAUAAACAAACAGCAAUUUUAUCUACACUUUUAAAUAAGGAUAGCAGUAAUACUAAUAAUAUGAUUAGUAAUAAUAGUAAUAAUGUUAAUAGUGUUAAUAGUAAUCAAAAUCAAUCAGGUAAUAAUAUUAGUAAUAAUAAUAGUAAUAAUGUUAAUAACGUCAAUAAUGCUAAUAAUAGUAAUAAUAAUGAUAAUAAUAACAAUGAUAACAAUAACAGUAAUAACAAUAUUAAUAAUAAUAUGAGUAAUAAUGCUCUUAAUGACAGUAAUAUUAGUAAUAACAACAAUAUUAGUAUGAAUAAUGUUAAUCUAAAUAAUAGUUAUAAUGUCUCUUCUGAUGAAUCUUUUAUAAAUGCGGUGUUGCAUGCUAAUAAUGGUCCAUCUGCUUAUGAUAAAUUUUAUUCAAGUGAUGUCAAUGUAUUUGGCGAUCCACCAAAUUCCCAAUAUAGUUUAGAAGAUAUUCUUACAACUUUAGUAAGUCGAAUUGAUACAUCUGUAAGUAGCUUAAAAAAUACUCAUAAUUCCGAUAACAAAAAAGUUGGUAAAGGUAAUAAUAGUAUUAGUACUGCAAAUGCAGUUAAUUCAGGUAUCAGUAGUAGUAUUGGCAAAGCUAAUAGAACUACUGCGUUAGGUAUUAGUGAUAGUAAUGAUGAAUUGACAACAGCCAAGGGCAAUAAAUGCCGAGUAGGUAAAAUGCCAUAUAAAAAAUUGCAACUCAAUGGAAUGACAGAUAGGAAGAAACGUUCUUCUGUUUUGUCAGCCAACAAAGGUGAAACACCUUCAGCUGUUGAUUGUAUUUAUAGUAGUGAUACUAGUAGUAGCGAUAGUAGUUCGUCUAAUUCAGAUGAUUCCGACGGUAGUAGUAGCAGCUCUGGAAGUUCAUCCUCAACUACCAGCUCUGUACCUUCUCCCGAAAAGGAUGUUAUAAGCAAUAGUAAUAAAAAGACAACCAUAACAACGGCAACACAGCGACCUAAUAGAAUUACCAAUAGAAGUGCUAGUAAAAAUUUAACAAAUUGCAAUAAGAAACAAACCUAUGCUAGAACACAAUCACAGAAACAACAACAAAAACGUAAUAAUAAGAAACAAGACUCAACAAUUGUUGGUUCCAGUGAAGAUGAGCAAAAUAUUUUAGAGCCAAAUAAAAAGAAAGUCACUACUAAUAAAUCUAACAAUAAGAAAAUAACUGAAAUUGCAGAACCUGCAUCUAACUCAAAGAAAAAUCUCCUAUUACAGCAAAUGGAGAAGGAAUUUGCUAAAGAUUAUCAGAGUGAUUCCAGUAAUGAAAGUGAAGAGCUUUUGCCAAUUAAAAAUAGAACAAGUGCCCCAACAACAGGUGCAGAUACCCGUAGUAAAACUGUUAAUAAAAAAGUGCCAAUAUAUUCGGAUACAGACUCAGAAGAAUCAAGUUCAGAUGAUGAUGAUAGUGACGACUCAAGUCAACGAGAUAGUUCAAAAGGUGAUAAUGAUAGAAGCAGCGCUAGUGAUGCUACUUCAAUUUCUGAUAAAGAAAAAGAAGUUGAUAACACUGUGACAGAUCCACAACACCAAAUGUUUAGAACAAAAGCUGCUAUGAAAGAAUUCAAUUUGCAAUCGGCUGCUGCAAAUAAAAUAAUUAAACCAAAUUCAAUUGAACCUAAAUUAAAUAGGAAAACUGUUUCCGAAAAGAAUAAGAGCAACAUGCAUUUAUCUUCCUCAGAUUUAAAUAGUUCCAUUGAAAUUAGCUCAUCUCCAACUAAGUCAUUAAACAAGGCAUCAAAACCUUCUUCAAUUAAUCAAUCACAAAAAAUGAAAAAUGAAAAAGAAAAAUCAUUUGUAAAUACGAAGGAACCAAAUAAAAAGCCUUCAAGAGAACAAAGUAGAAAAUCAAAUACUAAAACAGUCAAACAACACUCAAACUCAACAUCAAAACCACAACAUACAGAAACCAAAAUUAACCAAAUAUCUAAAACACCUAAGAAUUUUCCAACCGACUUACUCGUUGUACCUCAAAGACAAGCGGCUAAGAAAGCAUCGGAAAACAUGCGUUCCAAUAAUGUUUAUUCAGCUAUGGCUAUAGCGUCUAGUGCUGUUGGAGGUAGAAAAGAUUCGAGAGACUCAAGGUUUGAUGAAAAAGAAACUAUUUCUGACAGGGUACCUCCUUUACCUUCACCGGUCAAUAGUAUAAAAACUGUUAAAGAUCAAAUUAGCGAAUCUAGUGCUGCUAAAGAUAAAGAAAAUAAAGAAGAAAAUGAAAGUAAAAAAUUGUUUGAGAAAGAAUUAAAGGAUAAAAUUAGUAAGGAAAAAUCUGAUAUAUCUAUCGCAAAAGAAAGAGAUAAAAGGAAUGAGAUUAGGGAAAGAACAUCCAAACGUGGUCGGCCACCAAAAACCACAAAAGAUGAAGUAGUCAAAGAAACCCAAAGCUCUUCAAAAGAAAAUUCUCAUACCAGAGAUCAAGUUCAAAAAGAAAAAUCUUCAACGAAAAUCUUACCAAAAUCAAGGCCUCCCAGUCCUGAACCUAUUAAGACUUCUAGUUUAGUUGGUGAAAAAGAAAAUUCGAAAGAAAACCUAAAAGAUAAAACUGCAGGUAAAAAUGUUUUAGCAAAUGACUUGAGUAAUUUAAUGGCAGCCUUUGUACCUCAACGCCAAGCUGCAAAAAAGGCUGCGGAGCAUAUAAAAAGUGGCUUAAGCAAGCCCAUAGCCACACCUGCAGAUUUAGAAAAAGAGGCUGUCGAGCUUAAAGAUAAGGAAUCAAAUACAAGAUUGUCUUCCUCAACUCCUAUUGGUUUGCUACCUAACGAAAAACCUUCUAAAGGUACAACAGAGGUCAGUAACGAAAAACAAACAUCUUCAACAAGAUCCACAACAACAGCAUUAAGUAAGCCAAUUACUAAAGAGAGUAGAACUUCAAGACGGUCCAUAGCUGUUGUUAAAGCUGAAACCAAAGUCGAAAAAGAACAACCAAUGCCAGUUAAGAAAACAAGACGUCAAAAUUCUUCGAAGUCUGAAUCAACUUCAGAUUCUAGUUCUGUCAAUUCGGAUGAUUCAGAUAACGAUUUAAGUAGUAGUAGUUCAGCAAGUUCUAGCUCUGAAGAUGAUAGAAGUGUGAAGAGGCGAAAAGAAGUAGUUAUUAAAGAAAAGGAAAAAGAGAAAGAAAAAGAGAAAGAAAACGUAGCCAACAUUAGAAAUGUAAGAAGAAGAUCAACAUUUCAGCCAAGUACGCCACCAACAAAAAUUUUGCCACCAAGACGAAAGAGCAUGUUUAUGGAUGAUCGUACGCCUAUUGAAAAUAAAGUUCCUGUUCCACCUUUAAAAUCAACCGUUGUAUCAGAAAAAGACAAUCGUAGUUUAGUAAAGAAUUUGGAAAAGAGUUCUUCUGAAUUAGUUAAAAUGUCACACGCUGAAAGUGAAAAUCAAAAUAAGAGCGAAAUUUCAAAAGAAAACGCUAUAAGUUUUGCAAAUAAACAUUUAGAAAAUUCAAAUCGUGAUGUUAGUAAUGAUGAUAAGAUUGAUAUACCUAUAGAAAAUCUUAUGAUAAGUGAUAAUAAAGAAAAUAAUAAUACCAAAAUAAUUGAAUCCCAAGAGAAAACUAAAAACGAAAUUUCUAAUGAAUAUUCUGAAAAAAUUAUACCUCAAACUGAUAAUCUGAUCUUAGAUUCAGUGAUGUCAAGUAAUGCAAAUAGUGAAGAUAAAAGUAAAUUACAAGAAAUUACGAAUUUAGAACAAAUUGAAAAAAUCGAUGAUUUAACUAAAACGGAAAAAGAUGAUGUAAUCCAAUCAACUAAAAGUAAUGCCCAAAAUGCGUUGCAACAAACUGACGAAAAAGAAGAAACAAAAUCUAUAUUAAAUUCUGAUUUAAAUAACCAAAACAUUACGGAAAAAUGCAAGGAACCAAGAGAGAUUUUACGAGAUAACGACUUACAUUCACCUAAGCCAAAAGAAAACGAAGUUCCUUGUUUAUCGCCUCAACAUGAAAACCAAAACGAAUCAUCGCCAUCUGAAGACGAACUUAAAACGCCAAUGUCACCAAUAAUUGAAAUACCGCCAACGCCAAGGCUUCCAGUACCAACUGAAUUAGAUCCACAUCCAUCCAAUUUGACUGUGGAAAACAUGGAUAUUGAAGAAAUUGAUAAUGGAAAAAUAAUCGUUAACGAUAGUAUUAUAGAAAUGACUAAAAAGUAUUCAGCUAUGGAAAAAGAAAUGGAAUUAAUGAAAGAGAAACCCGCAACACCUACUUCCAUUCUAGAUCUCAAAGAAAAUAAUAAGGUAAUAAAUGAAAAGUGGCCAAUAACAAAUUCUGAAAUCAUUGAAGUAAUCGAUUCAUCUGAAUCAGCCCAAAGUAUAAAAAGUAUUACUGGCACAUCUAAUAAAACCGAUGAUAACCUUAAAGAAAUCCCUGAAAUCGAUGAUAUUGAGCCUACUAAUAAUUUUAAUUCAUUUGUUCGUCGAAAAUCAAUUGACCGUGAAGAUUUGUAUGCCAUUGACGAAGAUAAUUUAAAUUUCGGUGAAGAUAAUCAAAGCGGCAUCAAGAAAACAACAUUUGCUGAAGAAGAUUUCGUCAAUACAACUUCGGGUAAUGAAAAUAUUGAAAAUACUUUGAAUAAUAAAACUGUCGAAGCAGUUCUUAAUAAUGACACAGGAUGUGUUACUAAACACAAAAUACGAGAAAAUGCCUUUGAAUUGUCUGAUUCACAAAAUAAAUUUUCAGAAAAUAUAUUUGAUGCUGAUUUAAUUGAAUUACCACCACCAACUCCAUCUAUUUUCAGUGAUGAAAACGUUGAGAAUUUGAUCGUUUCUUCUGUUAAUAAAGAAGAAGAUAAUGCAAGGGAAACAAUGAAUCUAGUAGAAAAAUUGCGACAACAAAAGAACAAGCGAGCAGCUGGAAAUAAGGCUAUGGGGGCAGAUAUGCAGUCGGAAUUGACUUCAACAGUGGAUACCAUGGUGUGUAAUACGAAUUUAAAUAAUCAAAAUAACGCACAAAAAGAAGAUAAUAAUAUGCAACAGCAUAAUUUUCAAUUACCAUUGGAUCAAAUUCAUAAACAUCCGGAUCCUAAUACUAUUGUACCUAAUCGAAAAGAUACUCUACCGUCUUCAUUACCACAAUCGUCUGAAUUCCCGUCGGACAUAUAUAAUAGUUUUCAGAAUAAUAACUCAAAUAACAACCAAAAUCAAACACAAAAUGUUACAAGUAAUAUGGUUCUUAACAAUCAAAUUUCAAUGACUCCCUUUUGUGGAGGAACCCCAGAUCAGAAUAAUUUCCAGAAAAGUGUUGAGCAAUCGCCUAUUAAUCCGUCUCCUAUUGGUCCACAUACACCAAUGGGUCCAUCCCCUUUAAGUACUCAAGGAGCUCAAACACCAUUAGGAUCUCACACUCCAUUAGGCCCACAAACUCCAAUGGGACCACAAACCCCUCACAGUCAACACACGCCUCAAACACCUUUAGGACCACAUACGCCACAUACACCACAUACACCGCACGGCCCCUCGCCUCAUGGUCCUCACACUCCCAUGGGACCAUCUCCUUUAGGGCCACAUACUCCUCAAACUCCGCUAAAUCCACCAUCAACACCGUCUUCUAUAAUUUGUCCAUCAUCUCAAGAUCAGCAGCACAGCAUCAUAUCACCUAAUGCCAGGUCUGACAAGAGUCGCCAACAGCAACAUUCGAAUCAACGGAACAAGAACUUGUCCGAUACUCCAAAUGAGUGUUUUGACAGUUUAUCAACCUCUACAUUUUUCAAAAAUCGAGAUUUUGUCGAUAUGCACCAGCAAAUUACAAAAGACUCAACCUCAUUACGCUCUAUUUCAAGCAUUAACAAUACUGAUAAAGAACAUAAUAGAUCUUUACCUGAUUGUGAGUAUGAUGAUUCAAGUAGAAUGCAGUCACCAUUUAAUAUGCACCCUCAAAAUAUUUGGAAUGAAAAUAAUUUAAUACAAACUAGAAGGUCAGUAUCAACAUCCCCAAGUUCAAUUUCAGAAUCGAAUGAUGGAACUGAGCAAAAUAAACUUAUUAGUCGAGAUAUUUCUUGCAAUAAACCACAACAAGCAAACGUACUGCAAUCUGCGUUGUGUAAUCAACAAGCUGUUGAAAACAACUUGGUGAAAGCUCAGCCAAAUUUUUCAAGUGCAUUGCAGCAACAGGCUCAUUUUGAUAUGACUCAACCAUAUCAAAUUCCACCACAAAAUCAGCAGCCAUCUUCUAUGUCCAUGAACGGGCCAGAUAUCAUGGCACCAUAUAAUUACCAGGAAACUAAUCAGUUUAAUGAUAAUUCUGUGAGUAUGUAUCCAUCGCAUCCAUCCCAGCAACAACCGCAACCACAACAAUUGAAUAAUCAAAUGGCUGCUUUCACAUCACCAGGAAGUGUGAAUAAUCCAAAUAUAUUUUCUCAACAAAUGAGGCAAUAUACGCCACCUAAUACAAAUCAAAAUGCCGCGCCAUCGAUAUUUGGUGCACCAACAAAUGUUGUAGGAAAUUCUUCUAAUCAUUUGCACCCAAAGCAACAGCCGCAAAAUAUGCUCACAUCUCCUCCCGUCCACAUAGAUUCAACUUCUCCAUUCCAUAUGAAUCAACAGUCCUGUGUUGUAGCUAAUGCGUCAACUAGUCAAAAUAAUACUGGAGCAAAUGCGUUUACGUCAUCAAGCGCAAAUAUGGUUUUAAAUGCUGCUCUUGUUUCCACUCAAUCAUUACUAUCGCAAAAUCAGCAACAAGCACAACAACAGUCUAAUUAUGUUGGUCUUUCUGCUAAUAUGGGAUCUUUAGUUAAUCAUAUAUCACAAAAUUCAAUGCUCAAUAGUUGUGACCAGAACAAAUCUAAUAUUAGUCCUAUGGGGCCGGUUAUUGGUCAUCAAUCGCCAACCAAACCCCCUUCACGAAAUAGUUGUAAUACCGCCGGACGUCAUUUCACGCAAAAUCAAAUUAAAUCGCCACAAAUGCAUCGUAGUCCAGGCAAAAGUCCACGUCAAAUGGAGCUUUUAAAUAAAAAUAAUUCAAGUAAUGUUACUAACAAACAAAUGAAACAAAUGGGCCAGGAUAUGGACCGCCCUACUGAACGAGUAAGAAAGCCUAGAGGAAGAGGUACAGGAGCAGGACGACCAAGAGGACGAGGACGUGGCCGUGGUAAUAACUCCAAUAGAUUACUGCCAGUACCACCGCAAAUUCCUCAUGCUCUUGUACACGAAUUUGAAGGUCCAUUAGUAGGAUCAAUACAGAAUAAUUUGGCUGGAACCGUUUACGACUUAGAUUUUGAUGAAGAUUUCCGUAGUAAUGUUGAAAAUUCAAUUAAAUCCUUGCGUGAUAGAAGACGUUCAUUUGACUGUAGAAAUCAGAACCAAGUAAAUAACAAUCAGGAUUCGAUGAAAUUUAAUAGCCCAGCUUUUGGCAAUAAAAUUAGAAACUCAGUUAAUACUCGAUUAUUACCAGAACUGAAACCUCAACCAUCAAAUCAGACAUCUUCAAUUGAUAGCGCGCUUAGCACAACUUCAUCAUUACAUAUACACCCAGUUCUUCCAGGUCCAGUUGACAUGAGAACAUACAAUUCUGGUUUCGAAAGUCAUAACACAUUGUCUUCCAGUCAAGAUAGUUACAAUAGUAGUCAUAAUUUGUUAAGAGAAUUUGCUACAGGCACUGCUGAUCAUCCUUUGCCCGAAAUAGAUGAAGAGGAUGAAAAAGAAUUCCAAUCAGCUUUGAGAGCUAGCACAACUGUUAAAAUUAAACCUUCUUCUCCUCAAUUGCAUCGGCAGCAUUUACAAGAACAAAAUGUCCAUGAGCAACAUUUACAAGAACAACAUUUACAAGAUCGACGUUUGCAAGAUAUGCAGUUGCAGUUGCAAGGAAGACAAUUAGAAGACCAACAAUUGCAAGAACGGCAGUUACAAGAUCGCUUACUGCAAGAGCGUCUUCAUAAAGAACAGGAAGAAAAAGAAAAACAAAAGGAAGCAGAAGCUGAAGAUCGACGACAAAAAGAAAGGCAACGACGAGAAGAUGAGGAAAAAAGAUUAUUGCAACAAGAUCAGCAGUCGCUCAGUAAUGCUAGUACUGCAGAUAAUCCAACUCCCACGCCUAUGGUAUCAAACACAUUGUCUACGGUUUCUUCCGAUUUACAAAUUUCUAUGGAAACUACUUCUGAAGAAAUAUCGAUCGAUUCAGAUACAAUGACUGUUAAACAGUCUUUGUCUGAUUCUAGAAAUCAGCUCAAAUUGAAAAUCAAAGGACCAUUAGCACAUGCAGUCAGCUAUAAUUCGUCAUCCAUAUCUUCCAGUCAUACCCAAGCAGUGCAAUCACAAUCUGAAUCGUUGCCGAUAAAUCAACCAUCAAUGACAAGCUCUGGAUCUGGGGGUGGAAGUAUUCGCAGAAUGCGCAAAAAAGAACUUUUACGGCAAUAUGUAUUCCAGGAUAUGAAUCAAGAAGAUUCUGUAGGAUUACCAGGAACCGCAGAUAACACUUUAUCGUUUGGUUUAGAUCAAUCAAAAAUCGAACUCCCAAAACAAUCAAAUGAUUCUAUUUUGUCAUCCUUAAUAGCAAGCAAAGAUGAUGAAAGUCUCAAAAGUCGUAAAAAGACACCUGGUUGUGGAAGGGAAUUACGUCAACUAGAAACAAAGAAUUAUGAUUUGGAACAACGAUCAUCAGAAAGAAGGCGAAGUAGCGCUUGUUCAUCAGGAAGCAACAGUGACUUAAAUAUCAAAAAUUCUACAAAACGUCGAAGUAAAAGUAAACAAUCAGAUGGUAUCGUUCCAAAUCCUGUUAGUGGUGUUUCAAAUGAGCUUAUUGACCACCACGUAGUAGAAGAGCAUGAUGCACCUUUGAAAAUUAAAAUCCGCAAUAAUGCUGUGGAGCCAGCGACCUCAUUUCCUCCAAAGAAACGUAGAAUUUCUGCAUCUAAUUUCUCAGUUCCUAGUUUUGAAAUGUUAAAACGAGAUAGCAUGAUGUUUAGAAAACAAGUAAUGGCAUCGUAUGGGGAUCCGGAGGAUAAUCCACAACUUGUACAGAAAGUUAAAUCCCAUAAAGUGAAAAAUAAGGAUAAAGACCGUGAUAGAGAAAAGAAGAAAAAGCAUAAGGAUAAGGAUAAGGAAAAAUAUCAUCAGCAUCACUAUCACCAUCACCAGUUUCAAGAACACCAUUUGCACCAGCAGACACACGAUGAAAUUGAAGUUAAACAAACCAUGCCUACGAAACUUAUUAUCAAGCUUAAACGUAGAGCCGAUGAUGAUCAAUUAUCACUCGGUGGCACUACCACUGAUGGGAAUGAAAGUACCACUUUUUCAGUGCGUUCAGCUUCUCCAUUGCCAAGCUGCAGCAGUAAUAACAGUCAAAUGGGUGAUAUAAAUAAAGGUCAUAUGACAUCAACUUCAGGCAGUGGCAGCGGUAUUGGUGGAUUAAAAUUAAAAAUUAGUAAAAAAUCAGAUGGUUAUGUGAUUGGCGAUGAAAUGUAUUCAAAAAGUAGUAGUAAUAAAGAUAGUUAUAAAUACGGUAGUACAAAUCCAGCAAAAAAAUCAAAAUCAAGUACAAAAUCAAGUUCCAGUAAAAAUAGAAGCAGUAGCACAAAUUCAUCAAAAUCUUCGUCAUCAUCAAUGUUACAAAUCACAAACGAAAAUAGUAAUAGUUGUCCAAUAAAUAAUAAAAACGAGUUAAUUGAUAAUAAAAAAAUUCCGGUUGUAGUUUUAACGCAAACUCCAAUACCUGCAAGCGCUGUUGCUAAAUUACAUUAUAGUAGAUCAAGAAGUCAUAGUCGUACAAGUACCCCAGAUUCAAUACGUAGUUCCGCAAGUUUAAUUUCAUCAUCAGCAGCGGGAACAGCUACAAUACCAUUUAAUAGUGCUAAUGAUAAUAUGGAUGAUAAUGGUAAUAAUGAUGAUAUUAUAGGUGGUGAUGAUGGCAUAAGUAUUGGUGGACGAAGCCGAGAUUUUAAUAUUGGUAGUGAAAAUAAUAAUGGUGCAAUAAUUAAUUCCCUAACAUCAACGCCUAUUGAUAAAAAUUUUAUUGAACCAAGCAAUGAUAGUAGAAGUCAUAUGAAUUUAGAAGAUAGUAAUAAUAGCACAAAUUCUAUGAAUCAACCAUUACUUAUAAAUAAAAAUAAUGAUUUAUCAGCAUCAAUAAUAGAUAAUACAAAUAUUAAUUUAAAUUUAACAUCAACAAUAAAUUCAACAACAACAGCAGAACAACAGCAACAAUUUACAUCAUCAAUAACAACAACAACAACGACAUCAAUAACAAUGCUAGAAACAACAUCAGUUAUUAGAGAAAAUACAAAUAUAACUGGUGGUAAUAUAAAUAAUUCAAUAUUAAACUCCGACAACAAUAAUUCUAAUAAUUUAAUUUCAAAUACAACAUUAGGCUUAUCAAAUAAUGAUAAUAUCCUUCCCUUCAAUAAAGACUGUGAGAUUAGAUGAUAAUAAAUUUAAGUUGGGAUUUUAUUUAAAUAGCAAAUCUUAUAAAGAAUAUAAAAAUAACCAUAACUAGUUAAAUAUAGAAUAUCUUUCGACAUUUUAAUUUAAAGAUUUUAAAACAAUUUAAGAUAUAGGGUAAACUGGGAACCAAAUGUUUUUUCCAACUAUUAUAUUUUUUUUUUUUUUUUAAUAAUAUUUGAAAGUUUGAAUUAUUUUUUUUUUCUACAUCAAAUAUUUAUAAUAUUACAUGUAAGGUGCGGAAAUCUUUAGAAAAACUUUUCAUCAAAUUUUAAUAAUAUAUAGAAAUUAAAAAUAAAUACCUUUAAUUAAAGGCUCAACAUUCUUAUUAAAAAUUUCAUAAUAUUUUAUAUUGGUCAUAUUUUUCAUAAUAUUGGUUAUAUUAAAACUUAGUACAUGUAUAUACAAAAUUUUCU
Molecule: messenger RNA, 13996 nt
Organism: Condylostylus longicornis
Lineage: Eukaryota; Metazoa; Arthropoda; Insecta; Diptera; Dolichopodidae
Gene: rno
Product: PHD finger protein rhinoceros
Exons: 7
Coding region: 1269-13565 (4098 amino acids)
Biological process (GO): regulation of transcription by RNA polymerase II
Source: RefSeq, a predicted model, not a curated record